CUCUGUUAUAUGAAGGUACGCGUCGCCGCAAACAUCGCGAGAUUUUACUUACGACGCCGCCAUAAGAAUUUCCUGCGCGGGGCCUUGGUCCCCACUGUACAUAGCGUCGGGCUUGGGGGCCACGGGGAGGCCCGGGACCCUCAGAUCCAGGAAUGGAGUCUGUGACCUUUGAGGAUGUGGCUGUGAACUUUACCCUGGAAGAGUGGGCUUUGCUAGAUCCUUCACAAAAGAGGCUCUACAGAGAUGUGAUACAAGAAACCUUCUGGAACCUGGCUGCUAUAGGAAAUAAUUGGGAGGAGCAGAACAUUGCAGAUGAAUAUGAAAAUUCAAGGAGAAAUCUAAGAAGUCAAGUGGUAGAGAGUUUCUGUGAAUAUAAAGAAAGUAGUCAAUGUGGGGAAAUCUUCAGCCCGCUUCCAGAUCCUAUUGUGAACACGAAAACUUUUCCUGGAGUAAAGCUAGGUGAAAGUCAUGUCUGUGGAAAUGUCCUUAUUGUUCCUUCAUUCCUAAAUUUGUCCCUCAGGGAGGACACUGAGCAGGAACCAUAUGUGUAUGAGGAAUAUGGAGAGAUGUUGGAUAAAUUUGAGGAACAUGGGAACGCCUUCCGUUUUCCCCAGUGGUUUCACAUGUUUGAAAGGACUCCAGCUGGAGAGAAACCCUAUGAAAGUGAACCAUGUGAUAACUUUAGUUGUCUCAAUUCUCUUCAAAACCAUGAAAAGAUUCUCUGUGGAGAGAAACAACAUGAAUAUAAGCAAUGUGGGACACUCUUCAGGAGUCACAGUUAUGUAGGUAAGCAAUGUAGGAACACCUUCACAAGUCUUGGGCACAAGCAGAGACCCACCAUAGCUCACACUGGUGAUAGACCCUUUAAGUUUCAGGUGCCUGGUAAGGCCUUUGAUGGUUCCAGUUCGUUUCUCAUAUACGAAAGAAAUCACACUAGAGAGAAACAUUAUGAAUGUAACCAAUGUGGGAAAACUUUCACUUUUUCUAGUUCUUUUCGAAGACAUGUACGAACUCACAGUGGAGAGAAACCCUACAUAUGUAAGCUAUGUGACAAGGCCUUCAGUUGUUCCAGGUCUCUUCAAAGACAUGAAGAAGCUCACAAUGGAAGGAAACGUUAUGUUUGUAAGCAAUGUGGGAAAACUUUUAGUUCUACUAGUUACAUUCGAAUACAUGAAAAAUCUCACACUGGAGAAAAACCUUAUGUAUGUAAGCAGUGUGGGAAACCCUACCACAUUCCCAGAUCUCUCAGAAAACAUGAAAUAACUCAUACUGGAGAGAAACCCUUUGUAUGUGGGCAAUGUGGAAAAGCUUUCCAUUGGUCCAAUUAUCUUCGCGUGCAUGAAAGAGUUCACACUGGAGAGAAACCCUAUAUAUGCAAAUAUUGUGGGAAAGCUUUUAGUUCUUCCAGUUAUAUAAAAAUACAUGAAAGAACUCAUACUGGAGAGAAGCCCUAUGUGUGUAAGCAGUGUGGGAAAUCCUACUGUGAUUCCCGUUCCUUAAGAAGACAUGAAAGAAGUCAUACUAGAAAGAAAUCUGGCAUACGUAAGGUAGGAAGGCCUCCAAUCUGUACAGUUCCCUUCACAAAUGUGAAAGAACUGGCCCUAGAGAGCAAUGUUAAAUACAGAAAGGGAGAAGAUCUCAUUAACACAGGACCUUUCUAGGAACAAGGGAAUGCAUAUAAAGAGAACUGUAAGUAUGUAGGGUGUAGGAAUGUGGCUAGUCCUUUGGUUCCACACUGAUACGAAACUACAAAAUGUGAGAGAGAUUACUCGAAGAGAUGCGGAGAAGUCUUCAAAUGAUCCCCAUGUAAAAACUCACCCUAGGUCAGAAUUCCAUGAAUGUGACAAACCCAUAUGAUCUGCCAGUUGUAAAGAAUUCAGAAUCCUGUGAAGAGUGCUCAUGUAUGUAGUAGAAUUUUGUAAAUGAGAGUAAUAUAAUGAGGCUGAUGUAAAUUAAUUUGUGUAUAGUACUCAAAAGACUCACCUGGAGCAAAUGUACUGAAAGUUAUACAUGUAUUAUGAUGAGCAGUAACUCAUUCUUAUGGAAGAUCUCUGGCUAUGUAUAUGUUUUAAGAUUAUUUUUUGAGACAGGACCUUGCUGUUUGUAAGGCUGGCCUCAAUCUGCCUAUCACAGCCUCCAUAACUGAAAUUACAGACAUGUUCCAUUGUGCCCUUUUUUAAAAAUGUAAUUGUUCUUGAAAACAAAAAAAAGUGACAUAACAAGUUCGUGUAAGCAAUAUGGUGUAACUUUAAUAGGUAAUACUACUAGGCUUAAGCUUCAUGUCAUUUUUUAAAAUAAUGUAGUUAAUUGCCUAUUGAAACAUGGAGUUUUAAACUGUUGGGUUUUUCCUACUGGCCUGAUAUGGCUGUUUUUGAACUCUGAGUGUGUAUUUUGUGUGUGUGUGUGUGUGUGUGUGUGUGUAACUUUAUAUUUCAUGCAUAAGUUGCUUUUGUAGGUGAUUUUUACACUUCUUGCUUUUGAUGUACUUUUUUUAUGUUUCUGUACGUAUUUUUUAGUUUAUGAUUUCAUACAUCCUAUAGAAUAGCGUUAUCAUGUUCAUUUACUGAGACAAGAGCUACAAAUAUCACAUUGUAAUAUAUUAGAGAAAGAUUAUACAUUUAUAACAUUUUUCAUUUACUAUUGAAAAAUAUCCCUUGCUUAUAACUGUAGGUGUGUCUUUCCCCAUGAAAAUUUUUACUUUUCAUGUGUAUAGUCUUAUAACUUGUGUUUUGAUUUGUAAUUUUUUUCACUCAUCAUACCAAAAAGUGCAGUGUGCUGGUAUGACUGAUGUCUUGCGUGUACACUGGGUUAUGCCUGUUGUUGUGUAUGGCGUGAGGUCCUAGCAUAAUAAAUCUGUCCAUGCACCAUCA
Messenger RNA from Octodon degus (degu), 2870 nucleotides. Its product is annotated as zinc finger protein 14-like. The transcript has 4 exons. NCBI's taxonomy places the organism in Eukaryota, Metazoa, Chordata, Mammalia, Rodentia, Octodontidae. Gene Ontology annotation, biological process: regulation of DNA-templated transcription. The coding region runs from base 153 to 1661 and encodes 502 amino acids. The record is from RefSeq and is a predicted model, not a curated record.